CUCGAAAUGUUUCCCAACCCUUAUUUGCUAUCUAUUCCUUCCGGAAUUUUUAUACUUGCUUUGUUUAUUACAACCUCAUUGGCGCAAACCUGUCCCAACGACGACUCGAAAAAUGUCAUAGAUUUUCUAGAUGUUGAGCUCACAGCAAAUCCUCCAUAUUCUGGACCAUCAUUCUGCGACCUGGACGUCGACGAUGAGGACGAUCUUAUAAAAAUAAAUUGUCAAAUUACCAUUGACAAGCCCCUCAACAGCACAUGUACUGCUUCGUUGCAAGGAUACAACAGAAACAGAAAUGGAGACUGGCAGCCAAUCUUGAACCAGACGCAACAACCACUUUGCGAGUUCAUGAACCAGUACUCAGCUGUUAUCGCUGAUUUGUCCAAGUAUGGGAACUUCCCCACCAAAUGUCCCAUUCAGCCCGGGAAAGUGGAGAUCCGGGGCUACUACCCUGACGAUUGUCUCUUGCCAGAAAAUAUUCCAGAAGGCAGACUCAAGUUUGAUCUCAAUAUCGAAUGUGAGUAUGACGGUGAGGUGAUGACAGUGCUUGAAGCGGAACUACAAGAGAACGUUAAGUCUGAAAGCAUGGGUGGAUCAGGCCCCUCUGCAGGCUGAUCAGGUGGACACGUUAUAUCCUUUUUGGUUCAGCGGUUGGCACGUCAAGCAAUCUAUACAACAACUUGGGAGCCAUUAAUAUGAGUGUUCCAGAAAAUUACGUGCAUGUCGCAAGAUGGAAUAUUGGAAGUAGGGUCGAUGUAUAGUCGACUGUACAUUCUACGGACUCUAAACGUCAUUAAGAAGAACACGCGUGCAUCAUGUUGUAGUAACCAAAUUUGUUACUUCCAUCACUCACUAAGAACCAGAAGCAUACCAAGAUGCAGACUAUAUGCCAAUUACUC
Messenger RNA from Aspergillus neoniger CBS 115656, 896 nucleotides. Its product is annotated as DUF1091 domain-containing protein. Lineage: Eukaryota; Fungi; Ascomycota; Eurotiomycetes; Eurotiales; Aspergillaceae. The record is from RefSeq and is a predicted model, not a curated record. The transcript is spliced from 2 exons. Bases 7 to 612 code for a protein of 201 amino acids.